UUUUUUUUUUUUUUUGGGGCAUUUGGAAAAUCUCUCAGGCUCUCAGGGGGUUUUGACAAAUGGGUCACUGUACAUGGCGAUGGUCUUCUCAGAUUCAAAUCACUUCAAACUCGGAACCCUCCUAUUUUUUUUCGUAUUAGGUACUUUAACAUCUAAAGUACUGCUGAUUUAGAGCAGAAGUUUCUUGAGCUGUAGAACCUGAUAUUAUUGGUUGAACUGAAGUUUUAUAAAUAGGCGUGGUUCUUAAUAUUCAGAUUUUUAGGUUAUUAUGGAGUGCAACAAAGAUGAGGCAGUUAGAGCGAAAGAAAUUGCUGAGAGAAAAUUUACCGAGAGGAAUUAUUCCGCUGCAAAGAAGUUUGUUUUGAAGGCUCAAAAUUUGUACCCGGGGCUUGAUGGUCUCUCUCAACUGAUGACAACUCUCGAAGUGUAUAUCUCUGCAGAGAAUAAGAUAAAUGGGGAAACGGAUUGGUAUGGAAUACUUGGUGUGAACCACUUGACUGACGAUGAGACUAUUAGGAAACAAUAUAGAAAAUUGGCUCUUGUCCUCCAUCCUGAUAAAAACAAGUCACUUGGUGCAGAGGGUGCGUUUAAAUUGGUUUCAGAGGCCUGGAGUUUGUUAUCUGACAAGACAAAGAGAUUGGCUUAUAAUCAGAAGAGGGAUUCGAAAGGUAGUCGACAGAAAACUUCUACCCACACUCAAAAUACUUCUGUGCCGCCAAGUGCAAAUGGCUUUCAAAAUUUUCAUAAUGUUGCUUCAAAUGCAAGGAACGUUCAAAGCAAAGUCCAGGUAGGGGCUACCUCAUUUCAGCCUUCCCAUAAGAAACCAGAUACUUUUUGGACUCUUUGCAAUCGAUGCAAGACUCAUUACGAGUACCUUGGGAUCUAUCUAAAUCACACCCUCCUUUGCCCUAAUUGUCAUGAAGCUUUUUUGGCUGUAGAGAAGGCUCCACCCCCAAAUGUAUUCAAGUCUCCUAGUUGGUCUUCUCAGCAGCAACUUCAAAAUUCUAGACAGCAUCCUGUUAGUGGCAACGUCCAUGGUACUGGUAGAAAUCCUAAAAAUCCUGACACUGUGCAUUCUGUGGGCCUUAAUUCAGUUGAUAAUGCGAACUUUCAGUGGGGCCCUUCCUCCCGGACAGCUGGUGUUGGUAGUACUUUUUCUUCAGCUUCCGCUCAAUCUGCAAAUUUGGUUCAACAAGCAAUUGAGAAAGGGAAAAGAGAUCGCGAUGAGAUACAGCCCUCAACUGAAGUGGAGAGGAGUCACUUUCCUUAUUCAAAAAAGAAAAAAACUGAUGGAAUUAACAGCUAUGGGGUCCACAUGGCAAACCAAAUAGACAGAGGAGAUGGAUCAGCUGGUGUUCGUUUACCUGAAUUAAAUAAGAAUUAUCCUGAUACUCAAAAGUUUUAUGGUCUUUAUGGUUCAUUUAACAGGACAAAUAGCCACAGAGAGUUGUCAAUCUUUGAAACUCGGAAUAUGCAAAUGGACAAGGCUCGAGCUGAAAUUAGUAAGAAACUUAAAGAAUGGAGCUCAUUAGCUGAAAAAUCAACUUUGAAUAAACAGUCCAAGAAGCAAAAGAAUGUGGUGAAUGAUGAAACUCCUGAUAUAAAAGUUAAUGGUAAAUUUUCUGCAAGUAGAAAAGGAUGGCAUGAGAGGAAGCCUCAGUCAGGCUCUUUAGCUGGUAAAAGUACAGGUAGUGAGAAAAAUCCUAUCUCAAUUAUUGUUCCAGAUUCUGAUUUUCAUAAUUUUGACUUGGACCGAGCUGAAAGCUCAUUUGGGGAUGAUCAAGUCUGGGCUUGUUAUGAUGAUGAUGAUGGAAUGCCUCGUUUCUAUGCUCGAAUUCACAAGGUGAUUUCCCGAAAACCAUUCAGAAUGCGCAUCAGUUGGCUCAACUCAAGAAGCAACGCUGAGAUUGGCCCUAUGGACUGGGUAGGUUCGGGGUUCACAAAAACCUGUGGAGAUUUCAGAAUUGGGAGACAUGAGUGCACAAGAUCAUUGAACUCCUUCUCACAUAAAGUUUGCUGGAUGAAAGGUUUACGAGGGGUGAUUCGGAUAUUUCCUCAGAAGGGUGAAGUCUGGGCUCUUUACAGAGACUGGUCUGCAGAUUGGAAUAAAGAUACUUCAGAAGAAACAAUUCACCAAUACGAUAUGGUAGAAGUGCUUGAUGAUUUUAAUGAAGAACAAGGCGUGUCUGUUGCUCCUCUUGUUAAGGUUGUUGGUUUCAGGACUGUGUUUCGUAGACACAUGGAUCUGAAAGAAGUGAGGAAGAUCCCUAGAGAAGAGAUGUUCCGCUUCUCCCACCAGGUCCCCAAUUACUUGCUUACGGGAGAAGAAUCUCCGAAUGCUCUGAAGGGUUAUAGGGAAUUGGAUCCAGCAGCAACUCCUUUGGAGCUCCUCCAGAUUGAUACAGAAUCUCAUCAGGCAACAACAGAGGACACUGAGGUAAAAACUGAAGAAGAGAUAUCUCAUAUUAGCCAGGAAACUGUAGUUAAUGAGGUGGAAGACACUUUGGAAGCUAGGAAGGUAGAUUUAGAAACUCAGGAAGAUGAACAAACUAAGAUGCCUGGCGUUGUUGUCUUCCAGGGUAGCUCAGGAAGCUGAUAGGCAGAUGAUGCCAACAAAAGUAAAUCAACUAAAUGUGGAGAUUGAUCGAGGUAUACCCAAUAGGUGCAUUUUUUGAAUUCCGUCUGACCAAAAUUGUAGAGAAUUUCUUGAUUUUGUUUGGACUGGAUCCAUAGUUGCUCCGAUUGUUUAUUGGUUUUGUGGCUAUGUACUUGAGACAGUUAAAUCUCUCAAGUUAUCGAGAAAUUCAUCGAUGAUGACCAUCACAAUUGGGACAAAAAUGAGAUCCAACUUUUCUCUACUUACCUGAAAUUUUUUAGGGUCUGGUUAUUUGUGGCUCCUUAGCACUUAAUUAACUCAGACCCUGUUCUUAAAGGCUUCAUUUAAGGACCGCGUUUA
Molecule: messenger RNA, 2956 nt
Organism: Cucurbita maxima (winter squash)
Lineage: Eukaryota; Viridiplantae; Streptophyta; Magnoliopsida; Cucurbitales; Cucurbitaceae
Exons: 2
Coding region: 269-2596 (775 amino acids)
Source: RefSeq, a predicted model, not a curated record